Molecule: messenger RNA, 6587 nt
Organism: Betta splendens (Siamese fighting fish)
Lineage: Eukaryota; Metazoa; Chordata; Actinopteri; Anabantiformes; Osphronemidae
Gene: adgrb3
Product: adhesion G protein-coupled receptor B3
Exons: 31
Coding region: 1067-5740 (1557 amino acids)
Biological process (GO): cell surface receptor signaling pathway; neuron remodeling; adenylate cyclase-activating G protein-coupled receptor signaling pathway
Cellular component (GO): postsynapse; plasma membrane; synaptic cleft
Molecular function (GO): G protein-coupled receptor activity
Source: RefSeq, a predicted model, not a curated record
AGGAAAUCAAAAUAACAGCGGCUGUCAUCCAUCAGGAGAGACGCGGACGCCGCCAAACGCGCCAGCCGGCGUUCGGGUCCCACUGCUGGAGCGCGCAUGUUCUAUUCAUGAUGAUGUUAUUCUCAGGCACUCCCCCAGUUCCCCUCAAAAAAAAAAAAAAAACACACAGCAAAAUAAAUGAAAUUAAAUAAAAAGUCCGUCAAUAUUCCAGCUUUGGAGAACGCUGCGGCGGCAAACGGCGACGUCGUCUGAGCGCAACUGCGAGGGUCCGGUUCAUGGGGGAAACCCUUUUGACUCAAAUUAAAGGCAGGCUGCGCGAGGGGAAAAAAUAGAAAAAAAAAAUAAAAAAAAGCAAAAUGGGAGGAGGAGGGCAGGGAAGAAAGUGGUGGUGGUGGUGGUGGUGGUGCCAGACGCAGCGGCAGUAAGAAGCGUACGUACGUGCUUCAUCUUAGCGGCUGAGUGUGUGACGUGAUAUUGCAGCCCGCUCCUGGAGCUCCGCAAGCACCGAGCAAAGCGCGUCUAUCGCUCUGUUGUAACUCACCAGCUCCCAACAUCUCACGUCCACCCACUACGGAUCUUUUCUCUCCCCGGUGUUUUUUUUUUUUUCUCCAUCCAGCGGUGGGGGUUUCGCGCGACUUACUGGAGAAAAUAUAUCAGUGGGAAAUAGAGACGUGGAGUCUGGCGAAUUCAUUUAUGGUAAUACUGUAAGAAACGGUCUCUUAUUCUCACCACUCCAAGAAUCUCUCUCUGCCUCUCGCUGUCUUUUCGCUUUCUCUCUCUCCCCCUCUCUCUCUCUCUCUUUCUCGGUGGCCGUCGUGUGUUGUUACGCUCCGUUUUGAUGGGAAAAACCCAGAAAAAGAAGAAGACAGGGGGAUGUGAGCGGGCAGACCGGAGUGUAACGCAUUUUAUUUUCAUCCAUUGAACCAUCUUGUUGCGCCGGACUUCUAUUGUCGGGAAUGGGGAGUAUUGAUUCAACGGAGGGCUGCAGAAUUUAUUUAUAAAGGAUGUGGUCAAGUAUGUUGGGAAAAUAGCCAUAGCUCCGCAGUGUAAGGCCAAAUGACAUAGGAUGAAGGCUGUUCGAAACCUGUUGAUUUAUAUAUUUUCCACCUAUCUUCUGGUUAUGUUUGGAUUAACUGGUGCCCAAGAUUAUUGGUGUUCCACUCUGGUCAAAGGGGUAAUUUAUGGAUCAUAUUCGGUGACUGAAAUGUUUCCUAAGAACUAUACAAACUGUACAUGGACGCUGGAAAACCCAGACCCUACCAAAUACAGCAUCUACCUGAAGCUAUACAAGCGAGACUUGAGCUGCUCUGAAUAUUCUUUGCUUGCUUAUCAGUUUGACCAUUACUCACACGAAAAGAUCAAUGAAUUGCUGAAAGUCAAUGAGUCUAUAGUGUACCUGUGCGAUUCGAAGAAUAUUUAUGUAUUUUUGCUGUAUGACAAGAAUUUCGUCCAACUACGGAGAGUUUUCCCUUAUGAUUAUAACGGAUUGACGCCCCAGAAGCUGGAUGAGGAGGAGAAGUCUAUCGUGGAGUUUUUGGUGUUGAAUAAGGCGAGCCCUAGCCAGUUCGGGUGUCAAGUGCUUUGCACGUGGCUGGAAAACUGCCUGAAGUUAGAAAAAGGGACAGUGGAGACGUGUGGGAUCGUGUACACGAAAUGCACAUGUCCUCAGCAUUUAGGCGAUGGGGAGUCAGAGAGCGUGCUCAUGCUCAACAAUGUGGUUUUACCUCUGAACCCACAAACGGAAGGUUGCCUGUCCCCUCAACUGCAAGCUGGGCAGAUCUGCAACCUGAGUGCGGAAGUGAAGCGGCCUCCUAAGGAAGAAUAUGGAAUGAUCGGAGAGCAUACAGUAAAAAGUCAGCGGCCAAGAUCAGUUCAUGACACAAAGGCCCUGCAGGAGCAAGCUGAAUCUGCUAAAUUUAUGGCACAAACUGGUGAAUCAGGUGCAGAGGAGUGGUCCCAGUGGAGCUCAUGCUCUGUAACAUGCGGUCAAGGGUCGCAGGUGCGAACAAGAACAUGUGUCUCACCAUACGGAACACACUGCAGCGGCCCUUUAAGAGAAUCAAGGGUUUGCAAUAACACUGCCCCUUGUCCAGUACACGGUGUGUGGGAGGAGUGGUCACCAUGGAGCCUGUGCUCAUUCACGUGCGGCCGAGGGCACCGCACUAGGACUAGGAUGUGUUCUCCUCCCCAGCAUGGAGGCAGGGCCUGUGACGGACCCGAGACCCAGACUAAGCUUUGCAACAUAGCCCUGUGCCCAGUGGACGGACAGUGGCAGGAGUGGAGCUCUUGGAGCGAUUGCUCGGUGACCUGUGCCAAUGGCACUCAGCAGAGGACCAGGCAGUGCUCAGCGGCAGCCCAUGGGGGAUCUGAGUGUCGCGGUCACUGGGCAGAAAGCAGAGAGUGCCAUAAUCCUGACUGCACAGCUAACGGCCAGUGGAAUCCCUGGGGUCCUUGGAGCGGCUGCUCCAAGUCCUGCGACGGCGGCUGGCAGAGGCGGGCGCGGGUGUGUCAGGGCGCGGCGGUGACCGGGCAGCAGUGCGACGGCAACGGGGAGGAGGUGCGAAAGUGCAGCGACCAACGCUGCCCAGCGCCGUAUGAGAUCUGCGGCGAGGACUAUGCAGUGUCGAUGGUGUGGAGGCGGACGCCGUCUGGAGAGAUGGCCUUUAACCGAUGCCCACCCAACGCCACAGGCACCACCAGUCGACGCUGCUCUUUGGAUCACCGCGGCAUGGCCUUCUGGGAGCAGCCCAGCUAUGCUCGAUGCAUAACAAAUGAAUUCAGAUACUUGCAGCAAUCAGAGGUUCAGGGGCACCUCGCCAAGGGCCAGCGGGGGCUGGCGGGGGAUGGGAUGUCCCAGGUGACGAAGAACCUGCUGGACCUCACCCAAAGGAGGAACUUCUACGCCGGCGACCUGCUGUCUUCCGUGGAGAUACUGCGUAACGUGACGGAGACCUUCAAGAGGGCCAGCUAUGAGCCGUCGUCAGACGACGUACAGAACUUCUUUCAGAUAAUCAGCAACCUCUUGGAGGAGGAAAAUAAAGAGAAGUGGGAAGACGCACAAAAGAUCUAUCCUGGAGCAGUGGAGCUCAUGCAGGUCAUAGAGGAAUUCAUCCACAUUGUUGGACUGGGCAUGAAGGACUUCCACAACGCCUACCUGAUGACUGGGAACUUGGUGGCCAGCAUCCAGAGACUUCCGGCGGUGUCCGUGAUGACUGACAUCAACUUCCCCAUGAAGGGUCGUAAAGGCAUGGUCGACUGGGCCAGGAACUCCGAAGAUAAAGUGGUCAUCCCAAAGGGCCUCUUUGUUUCCCAGUCAGCAGAUAUGGAGGGAUCUCCUGUGUUCAUCUUGGGAACAGUCCUCUACAAGACGCUGGGCCUCAUGCUACCUUCACCAAAGAACCACACCGUUGUGAACUCCAAGGUCAUCGCCGUGACCGUGAGGCCGGAGCCCAAGGCGACCGAGUCGCACCUGGAGAUCGAGCUGGCUCACCUGGCAAACGGUACAAUGAACCCGUACUGCGCUCUGUGGGACAGCACCAUAAUGAACGAUUCUUGGGGAGCCUGGUCCACAAAAGGAUGUAAAACGGUGCUUACAGAUGCCUCCCAUACAAAAUGCUUAUGUGAUCGCGUGUCUACCUUCGCCAUUUUGGCUCAGCAACCAAGAGAAAUAACCAUGGAGUACUCAGGGGUCCCGUCUGUGACAUUGAUAGUUGGCUGUGGUCUCUCUUGCCUCGCCUUGAUCACACUGGCAGUGAUCUAUGCUGUGCUAUGGAGAUACAUCCGCUCCGAACGGUCCAUCAUCCUGCUCAACUUCUGCUUAUCUAUAAUCUGCUCCAACAUAUUGAUCCUGGUUGGACAAACACAGACCCACAAUGCGGGCGUGUGCAUCAUGACCACGGCCUUCCUGCACUUCUUCUUCCUGGCGUCGUUCUGCUGGGUCCUCACCGAGGCCUGGCAGUCCUACAUGGCGGUGACAGGAAAGGUCCGGACCCGGCUCAUCCGCAAGCGCUUUCUGUGCCUGGGCUGGGGAUUACCAGCCUUAGUGGUUGCCGUUUCAAUGGGAUUCACCAAAACAAAAGGCUACGGGACGCCCUUAUACUGUUGGCUGUCUUUGGAGGGUGGGCUCCUCUACGCCUUCGUUGGACCCGCGGCUGCUGUUGUUCUGGUCAACAUGGUGAUCGGGAUCUUGGUUUUCAAUAAGCUGGUGUCCAGAGACGGCAUCCUGGACAAGAAGCUGAAGCACCGAGCAGGGUAUGACAGCACGUCCUUGCAGAUGAGCGAGCCGCACACGGGGCUGACCCUCAAGUGCGCCAAGUGCGGCGUGGUGUCCACCACGGCGCUGUCGGCGACCACGGCCAGCAACGCCAUGGCCUCCCUGUGGAGCUCCUGCGUGGUCCUCCCCCUGCUGGCUCUCACCUGGAUGUCCGCCGUGCUCGCCAUGACGGACAAGCGCUCCAUCCUCUUUCAGAUCCUCUUCGCCGUCUUCGACUCGCUGCAGGGCUUCGUCAUCGUCAUGGUGCACUGCAUCCUGCGCAGGGAGGUCCAGGACGCCUUCAGGUGCCGGCUCCGAAACUGCCAGGACCCGAUCAGCGGCGACGCGACGGGGACCUUCCCUAAUGGACACGCUCAGAUAAUGACGGACUUUGAGAAAGACGUGGACAUCGCCUGCCGAUCAGCGCUGCACAAAGACAUGGGCUCUUGUCGCGCUGCCACCAUAACAGGCACCCUCUCCCGCAUUUCUCUCAAUGAUGAAGAGGACGAGAAGGCCCCGGAGGGCCUCAACUACUCCACGUUGCCUGGCAACAUCAUCUCCAAAGUGAUCAUCCAGCAGCCGUCGGCGCUGCACAUGCCGAUGGGGGUGGGCGAUCUGAAGGAGCAGUGCAUGGGCGACAGCGGCGCCGACAUGCGCCGCACCGUGUACCUGUGCACCGACGACGCCAUGCGCCAGAGCGACCAGGACAUGGGCGGCCACGACCUGGACGGCCACGGCGUGCAGGCCCAGAUGAUGGAGACGGACUACAUAGUCAUGCCCCGGGCGGCGGCGGCGGCGGCGGGGCCGGGCGGCGUGCCCACGCUCCUGAAGGAGGACAAGAUGAACAUCGCCAUGGAGACGCUGCCGCACGAGAGGCUGAUGCACUACAAGAUGAGCCCCGACUUCAACAUCAGCCCGUCGGGGAUGGAGCACAUGAGCGUGGGCCUGGAGCAGCAGUACGCGGGCGCCCCGGAGCCCAUGCAGAACCUGCCCUUCGAGCCCCGCACGGCGGUCAAGAACUUCCUGGCCGAGAUGGAGGAGAGCGCGGGGCUCUCGAGGAGCGAGACGGGGUCCACGAUAUCUAUGAGCUCCUUAGAGAGACGAAAAUCCCGGUAUUCCGAUCUGGACUUCGAGAAAGUCAUGCACACCAGGAAAAGACACAUGGAGCUGUUCCAGGAACUGAAUCAGAAAUUUCAAACCCUGGACCGAUUUCGAGACAUACCAAAUAUGGGCAGCAUGCAGUAUAGCUGCAGAGGAUCUCAUGCCACUAACACCACACCCCACUGGCCAUGUUCACAGGACAAGGCAAUGCCAAACAAGAACCCAUGGGAGAGCUACAAUCCAGCCUGUGAGUACCAGAAUUACGCCACUAUGAAUGUACUAGAAUCUGACACCAAGGACUCACUGGAGAUGACGCCUGCAGAGUGGGAAAAGUGUGUCAACUUACCCUUAGACGUCCAGGAGGGGGACUUCCAGACAGAGGUCUAGAGGGUGACGAAGGAGAAAAUGCAAAAGUAGGAAGGAGGGAGAAAGCGAUGUAUUUUGCACUGAACAAAGCAACAGACUUUUCUAACAGCCUUGGCAUACAUAUCUGGAUAAUACGAGCGUGGCAGGGACAUUACGUGCCAAUACAAUACACGGACUGGAGAGAGACAAAAAAAGAAAAAAGGGAAAAAAACAUCAGUGUUACUUUUUGUAUUCUCACUAGUGUACUUAGUGUGGGGCAGCCUGGUGUACAAUAUUUACCAUCAUGUGUUUCAAAUUAUCUGUUGAGGAAUUGGCUAAAAAACGUAAUCUCUCUAGAUGAAACCUCACAAAGCAAAGACAUGCCAUGUCGUCCCAGCUUCAUCGGGUCUAGUUUUGAUUUCAUAAAAACUGGACCUGGGAGCACAAUGUAUAUAUUUAUGCAGGUUUUUAAAAAGUUUAUAACAGUCUGUUUGGCCAUUACUACACUUUUUACUUUAUAAUAUAAAACAUGGGAGGCAAAGAGGAUUUUUUCUGUCAUAUUAAAAUGAAUGUUUGUCAAGCUACAUUCUUCAUUGCUUUAAAUGCAAUAAAGAUAAUACUCACUUUUAUAUAAAUAAUAUAUUUCACAACUUUAAUACUGCAGAAUCUGCUUGAAGGAUCCCAGCAAGCUCUCUCAUCUGCAGCCCUGUAUAAAAUAUUUAAAAACAAAAUGUUGUAUGGUGUAAAUAAACUUUUGUCUACAUAUGUUUUACUUGUGCCAAUUUAUUUUAAUGAGAAAAAAUGCCAACCUGAUCAAAAGUUAUAGCGAAAAAUGUUAACAUUUGAAAAGGAAUGUAAAUAAAAGAGGAAAUAUGUUCGUACUGCUUCA